GCAGCGUGUCCGCGAUCUAGCCGGAGUUGUUUUCCGGUUGCACAGAACCGUGGAGACCGAACAAAAAUAUAAAAAAUCGGUCUACGGAAAAAAAAUGUCAACGAAACAAGUGACCUGCAGAUAUUUCCUCCAUGGUGUUUGUCGAGAGGGCAGCAGAUGCAUGUUCUCUCAUGAUCUGACCACAAGCAAACCUUCAACUAUCUGUAAAUACUAUCAGAGAGGAGUUUGUGCUUAUGGAGACAGAUGCAGAUAUGACCACAUCAAACCAUCUGGCCGUGGCAGCGGCCCACCGGUAGACAACACUACCAGAGCCAGCACGGCGGGAGCGUCAGUGCCAGAACCCGGACCACCAUCAAACUUGACGAAACAUGUCAAGAAACCCCUAGUGUUGAGAGACAAAGCUCUGGGUUGUGACAGCAGAGGUCAGGCAUACAGCGGAGGAGAAAGCACAGAGUGCUGGGACUACAGAGACGACAGCGCUCACGGCAAGCCGCACACUUACCUGGACGCCAUCCGCUCGGGUUUGGAGAGUUCAGCCUCUGCCAGCGCUUAUCCAGACGUGAGCCAGCAGCCUCAGCUCUGCCCGUACAUGGCGGCGGGCCAGUGUCACUAUGGAGAUAGCUGCCCGUAUCUGCACGGCGACAUGUGCGAAAUAUGUCGCCUGCAUGUUCUGCAUCCACACGACCCUGAGCAAAGGGCAGCGCAUGAAAAGAUGUGUAUGAUGGCCUUUGAGAUGGACAUGGAGAAAGCGUUCGCGGUCCAGCACAGUCAGGACAAGCAGUGCACCAUCUGUAUGGAGGUGGUGUAUGAGAAAGCGUCUCCAUCAGAGCGACGCUUCGGCAUUCUUUCCAGCUGCUGUCACACGUACUGUUUGAGCUGCAUCCGUCAGUGGCGCUGCGUCGAGCAGUUCACAAAUCAGAUCCGCAAGUCUUGUCCAGAGUGCCGUGUGGUUUCUGAGUUUGUCAUACCCAGUAUGUACUGGGUGGAGGAUCAGGACGAGAAGAAUCGGCUCAUUGAGGAGUUCAAGUCUGGGGUCAGUAAGAAGCCGUGUAAAUACUUUGAUCACGGUAGAGGAACGUGUCCAUUUGGAGGAAAGUGUUUCUACAUGCACGCCUACGCCGAUGGGACACUGGCAGAACCCGACAAACCACGCAAACAGCUCAGCGCUGAGGGCAGCGUCCGGUUUCUUAAUUCGGUGCGUCUGUGGGACUUCAUAGAGGAGCGUGAGCACCGCGGUGUACCUCAGCAUGAGGAUGAGGUGAAUGAACUGGGUGAACUGUUCAUGCAGCUGUCAGGAGCCGGAGACGAGAGCGCCUCUUCAGCAUCACAUUGAUUGCAUCACACACAAACACGGAUGCUCUUAGGUACCGGGUUCAAUACCCAGGCAAUAAAAAUUUGUUUGCAGGUUAACUUUCACGUUUACAUUCGAGAUGGUUUCCUAAGAAAACAUUUUUCCAAGUGGUUGGUUCUUGUGCAAAAGCAUAUACUACAUGAGUAUAUAACAAAUAUAAAGCACCUGUAUCAUGUCUGUAGGCUGCUAUAUUCUGCAUAAGGAUUGAAUAGAUUGUUUUAUUUAAUGCCCAAAGAUGAUUGUAUGCUCAAAAUGGAACUAAAAAUUGGUUUGGCACAUUUUACAAGCACUUGAGAAGUAUAUGAAGUUUAAUAAAGAAAUAUUGUAAUAGUGAAAAAAAAGUAACUGUUGCACUUUGUUCAUAUAAAAUGUAUACAUAACUUUAUUACUUUUGGGCAACAGGCAAUAUAUUACUGUGAUUUAACAAACACUUUGUAACUGUUUAUUCAUUGCAGACAAAUGGAUAUAUCUAUAUUUUUAGGGCCGUUUGGGUAUAGAUGAUUCAUUUUGGAGCUAAUGUAAUACUGAAUUUCACUCCUCUGGUUUACUCUUGAACCUGAUCUCAUAUGAGUUAUAUAUUCUGUUUUAUGAAUUGUAUUGUUGAGUGACACUGGACCGAGUGUAUUAAACAGUUUAGU
Messenger RNA from Triplophysa rosa, 1989 nucleotides. It is a transcript of the gene mkrn2, whose product is annotated as makorin, ring finger protein, 2. Gene Ontology annotation, biological process: protein polyubiquitination. The coding region runs from base 95 to 1333 and encodes 412 amino acids. The transcript has 8 exons. Gene Ontology annotation, molecular function: ubiquitin protein ligase activity; metal ion binding. NCBI's taxonomy places the organism in Eukaryota, Metazoa, Chordata, Actinopteri, Cypriniformes, Nemacheilidae. The record is from RefSeq and is a predicted model, not a curated record.